Molecule: messenger RNA, 777 nt
Organism: Thamnophis elegans (Western terrestrial garter snake)
Lineage: Eukaryota; Metazoa; Chordata; Lepidosauria; Squamata; Natricidae
Product: ankyrin repeat domain-containing protein 24-like
Exons: 3
Coding region: 1-357 (118 amino acids)
Molecular function (GO): actin binding
Source: RefSeq, a predicted model, not a curated record
AUGCUGCUUGCCUUGGUGUCACUGUUUCCCUUCUUUCCUUGGCAGAUCACAGAGCUCUCCAAAGAGGUCUUCAAACUGAAAGAAGCUCUGAAGGAUCUUUCGGAGCUGUCCAGCGGUGCUUCCCUUAAAGGGAUCUUCUCACCCAAGGCAGAGAGCGAGCUGGAGGUAGCUACCUUCCAAAGGAGAAUUAAAGAUCUGGAGCAGCAGUUGAUUGAGUCCGAGCGACGUCAUAAUAAUAUCAUCUCUUUGUACAGAGGACACCUUCUUUAUGCUAUACAGGGCCACAUGGAUGAAGACGUCCAGAGAAUCCUCUUCCAGAUUUUGAAGAUGCAAAGUCUUCAGGAACAAGGCAGAUGAGACGAGGCAACGGGUGGCAGACUCGAACCCGGGGUGGGGUGGGCAGGCUGGGACAUUCCCUUGGGAAAGGAGGACGUCAAGGUCACGCCAACUAUAUCCAGUCCAACGGUGAGGCAGGAACGGGGUAGAGCAGCUGGAACCCAAAUGCCUUCGAAUUGCUUCACAAUCCUUGGCGCCUUCAUUUGGCCAAUGUCCAAAGCUCUCCCGGCUGAAUUUCUGCCUGCGAUCACAAUGUUGAAGGCUACAGGGUCAUUGCAAGGAGGUAGAGUAGAAACAGAGAUGAAAGAUUUAGGGUGGGACGGGGGCGUGACCCCUAGGGGUCAGCUGUUUAUUUCCACUGCAUCUAAUGGCAAUAUAUAUACCAGGGGUGGGUUUCUCGCCCCGUUCCAACCGGUUCGGUUGGAACGGGGCCGCCGGCGU